Messenger RNA from Emiliania huxleyi CCMP1516, 1403 nucleotides. RefSeq lists its product as hypothetical. Gene Ontology annotation, molecular function: hydrolase activity, acting on carbon-nitrogen (but not peptide) bonds, in linear amides. The coding region runs from base 87 to 1310 and encodes 407 amino acids. The record is from RefSeq and is a predicted model, not a curated record. Lineage: Eukaryota; Haptophyta; Isochrysidales; Noelaerhabdaceae. The transcript has 9 exons.
CGCUCGCCCAGCGGGUCAUCGACACCGGCGUGUACGCGCACCAGUGGCAGCGCGGCGACCUGGUCCUCUGGGACAACCGGCAGCUGAUGCACGCGGCGGCGCCCUUCGACGCGGACAAGUACGAGCGGCUGCUCUUCCGCGCCGAGUUCUCGGGCGAGCCGGUGCUGCACUGGCCGAUCGACGCGCCCGUCGCAAGCCUCACCACGCGCCCGCCGUCGCACCCGCUCCAGAGCCCGUGCGACUUCUACCUCGCGGCGAGGCCCGAGAGCGUCGCGUGGGGCUACAUCGACCCGAAGCGAGGCGCGCAGCUGGUCGUAAGCGACGGCGCGACGGUCGCCAUCGACACGGUCACGUCGGGCGGCCCCGCGUGCCUGCCGUGCGACGAGGACGGCGGCGGCAGCGCGGGCGGAGGCGGCGGCUCCUCGUGGCAGACGCCGAGCGCCCUUCACGAGAUCCACCUGCGUGUGCAGCAGGACCGCAUCGGCGUCCAUGUCCUGACCGGCCCGGUCUUUGUGCGCGGCGCAGCGCCGGGCGACGUGCUGCGCGUCGACGUGCUCGAGGUUGCGCUGCUCGCCGACUGGGCUUGGACAAUGUCGCGACCGUACGGAGGCGCGCUCGAGUGGCGCCAGCCGCCGCACUUGCGGCACACGAGGCUCGAUGCCAAGGCGGGCGUCGCGCGGCCGCCGUGGGGCGGUGAGCUCGACUUGCGGCCCUUCUUUGGCGUGAUGGCGACGGCGCCGCCGGUGGGCUUUGGCCGGCAGUCGUCGAUCCCGCCGCGGAACGAGUUUGGCGGCAACCUCGACUGCAAGGAGCUCGUCGCGGGCAGCACGCUCUACCUGCCGGUGCACGUCGCGGGCGCGAUGUUCGUCGUGGGCGACGGUCACGCGCGGCAGGGCGACGGCGAGUGCUGCGGCACCGCCCUCGAGACGUGCCUGGCCGGCGCCUUCCGCCUUUCGGUCGUCAAGCCGUCGGUGCCGCCGUCGCUACCGGUGGGCGGCCCGCGCGCCGGCGUGCGCGCGCCGCUCACCAGGCCGCGCGCCGAGACCGACGGCGCGCUGAUCACGCUCGCGUGCGCGAUGCGCGUCGACGACGCCGCGAGCGCGGCGCUCGAGGCGAUGCUCGACUGGCUGGGUGAGCUGCGCCCGGCCCUCGACCGUCGCGACGCGUACAUGCUGCUCUCGGUCGCCGGCGACGUGCACGUGACGCAGCUCGUCAACGGCACGAGCCGCGGCUGUCACGUCGUCCUACAGAAGCGCUGCCUGCCGCCCGCCGAUGGGGAGGCCGGCCCCGCCGCGGCCGUCGCGACCUAGUCCUACAGCUUUAGCGCUGUGUGUGUGCACCUGUGUCUGUGCCAGAGCGCGCCAGUGCAUGCACAUGUGACAUGUCGGUAUACUCCGCCGGUC